Messenger RNA from Moneuplotes crassus, 1980 nucleotides. Lineage: Eukaryota; Ciliophora; Spirotrichea; Euplotida; Euplotidae. The record is from the annotation of a GenBank genome assembly.
GCUUUAUUAAAAAUAUGAAAAAUAAUCGGAGAAACAAAGACUCUAAGUAUAAAAAGAUUAGCCCUCUCAAAGGGGACCUUAUUGAGAAGAUGAUCAGGAGGAAAUAACUUAAAAAAGCAAGGAGAAAAACAUAUGGCUCAGCAUCUGGUUUACCAGCAAGAAAGACCACCAUCCGAAAUUGGUUAUAUAAAUGCAGCCAGUGGAAAAAUAAAUGCUGAUAGUAAGAGAUGCUCAUCUGUCUUGCUUAAUAAAUAAACCCAGGAUAAAUAACCAAUGGAAUAAAAAUGGCAAUAAUUUACCCCUCUUAUCAGACGAAAAUGAGCAGUCGAAUACUCGUAGGUACUUCCAGAGCACUGGAAUAAUGAACAGAUCUAUGAAAAGUGAAUAUGCAUCUUCUUCAAUGCCUGGCUUUAGGACACCAUCCACAGUAGACUCAAGGAAGGUAUUUCACACAAAAAUACCCAUAAAUUAUGCUAAAAAUGUUGGCAAAGGGCUUGUAACAAAGCUCAAAUAAGGAAAUCAACCAACUCAUGCAAAAGAAAUACGAGUUAUUGAAUGAUAUCAAAGAUAUUGAAGGGGAAAAACCUCUUCGUAAAAACUUUAGGUCCGAACGCCCACUAGUAUCCAGUACCAAAUAGCCAGUUCGGAGCUGAAGGAGGAAUCCUUAAAUUCAAUAACAGGAUCAAGAUAAAUUACAGAGGAAGUGAUAGUAAUAUAUUCGUUACUCCUUCCCCAGUAGACCUUACUACCAAGGGAAGGCAUAAGAGAUCGGCAGACUCUGAAUCUCAAAAAGCGUCACUUUACAAGAUUUAUAAUGACAAACAAAAGGUGGACAUGAGUUAUUACUUCCAGCCCCAGUCUAAGAAUUCUUCAAGAAAGAAGAAAGGAGGCUACAGAAAUAAACUUAAAUUGAGCAGAAGAAAGAUUAAAGCAGCUCUGAGCGACAUGGCCAUUAACCCCAUGGAAGUAGAUGAAGAGCCAUCUCUCGAUGAAAUCACCAAGAUCAAUAUCCAAUCUGGUGAAGAUAUCCAAGAAAAUACCCAGAUCGAUGACCACAAUGAGGACUCUAAAGAAAGCCUCAAGGAGUCAAAAUUGAACAACACAACAGAAAAAGAGGACACCGAAAUUGAUAAAUCCGAAAAUCCAGAGGAAAUUCCGAUUCAGCCACCUUCAAAAUUCCAACAAGCUCAGGAAACAGAGCCAAGGGAAGAAACUAAGAAGACCCCAGAGAAAGCUCAAUCUAAUAACAAACCUCGCCAUUUCCCAGUCAGACAUACCUCCGCAAAUAAAAUUCUCACUGCUAAAAUAAAUUACUUCAAGAACGAUGACCUGAAAAUCUCCCUGCAAGGCUCAGAUCCUGUGCACCCUCAGGUUUUAUGUAAGAGUGAGUGGGAUAAGCAUGAGAUGGAUAAUGAGAAGGGUGUGGAGUAUUACAAGUCUAGGUACAAGUACCUUCUGAAGAAGAACAAAGAUCUCAGGAGGAAGAAUAAUGAAAUGAAGAAAAUUGUUAAAAUAAAAAAACAAGACAAUCCGGUUAUUAAGAUGCUGAAAGAGAAACUUGAGGUGAAAGAUGGGGUGAUAAGGAGACAGCAGGAAGAAAUUGAUUACCUGAAAGCGGAAAUGGUGAGGAAUAGUGACCAGAUGAAGUCAGAGUUGUUCAUAAGUCAGAGACGGGUUCAGAAUCUGGAGAAAAAGAUUAUCAAAGCACAGUCUAGAGUUAUAGGGAAUAAGAAGGGGAUUUUGAGUAAUUCAGAUGUUUCUAGUGAGUAUUUUAUGGAUCAAGAGAAUGUUUCGGAAAUUUCAUUAGUAGUUGGAAAAACUGAAGAGAAGAAAGAUAAAACACCUAAAACUGCUAAAAUUGAAGCUCAAACUCCACCAAUGAUCAAGAGGAAUAGCUCUUCAAAGAGAAAAACACCAAUUAAGAAGACAAAAAGGAAGUCUAAAUCUCGUCUUUUCAUAAGUAAGAGUAAAAAGGUUUAA